This is a messenger RNA of Plodia interpunctella (Indianmeal moth), 2935 nucleotides long. RefSeq names its product argos (gene aos). The transcript has 4 exons. The record is from RefSeq and is a predicted model, not a curated record. NCBI's taxonomy places the organism in Eukaryota, Metazoa, Arthropoda, Insecta, Lepidoptera, Pyralidae. The coding region runs from base 91 to 927 and encodes 278 amino acids.
GCGACCGUUGCCAGUGCGACUUGGACUGCCGACGCGACACGCGACUCGACAAUCGCUCGCGACUAAUCGCAGCCAGUGCAGUGUCCAACCAUGCAAGUGUUUGCCCCAUUGCUCGUUUCCUGGGUGAUAAUGACGACAGCCGUCCGGGCCGUGAUCAGGACGCCACUAGAAGCCUUCAGACCUUCGGGAGAAAUCCACAUCAGGAGACCGGAUAAAUUACUCCUCAUGCCCCAUAGGAGAACCGCUCUGCCGGCUAAGAGUGGACUCAGAAUUCUAUACCAAAUUGGGGUUUCUGAGGAGGAUUUACCCGACUGUCGGCCUCGACAGGUGUGCAGCAAAGUUGACCUGUACGACACGGCCCAGCCUUGGAUUGAGAGGAAAUGCCGGUGUUUGGGACACAGGCCUUGCUCCAGCGAUCUAUCAGCCGACGACAACCACACGUUAUCAGACAAAACGACGCUAUACAAGACCUGCGAGCCGGUGAAGCGGUUACCCAAAUGUCGUUAUUUCAAAGACGCCGCCUGGACCAUCUUCUCCUUCUCCGACAGCAAUGCCACGCAGCAGAUCGUCAAUUGUCAUUGUCCGAAAAAUUCUGUGACGUAUCUACUGAAGAAACUGCCGUACACGACACCUAGUGGCGAACAAGGGAACCAGUAUCAGUUCGCGUGCUCGCCGCAAAGCAGACUUCGUUGCUCGCGCAAAGAGCCUUGUAAGUUGUUCAGCGCGCGCAGGAGACACGAACAAAUAGACGAAGUAAACGCCAACACCAUAUGCCAGUGUCCCAGAGACCACUCCUGUCCCAGACACCACACCGAGCCUGGGGUCCUCCCAGGAGUCACCUACACCACAGAAGACAUCCGCACCUACCAUGGAUACUGCAUGCCGGAAAUUUCCGAAGUAUACAGGUUCGUCGGCGACAAGGAUUGAAAAUUAAAAUCUCCACAAACACUAUGUGACCAAUGUAUCAAUGCAUUGAACGUUUUACGUCUUAUUUCAAAGACUUUCGUUUGCUCAUUACCUGUGUAGUACAAAAAAUAUAUCUGUAAUAAUGAGUUAAGAUCAAAGUCGGAACAAAAACUUUAGUUUUUAUGAGUUAGCAUGUAAGUGCCAUUGUUUACUAGCGAAAAAUAAUCUAUAGCAGAUUUCAGUUGCGUUUAUGGCCUUGUGUGAUACAGAUGUUGUAAAUAAUUAGUAUAUCACAAAUAAUUGUUUCUGUUAAUUUGUAAAUAUUUAAUUUAAGUGAUCAUUCCAAACGUUUUUAGUUUAAAUUAUUUUUCAUAUUUUAAUUACUUGCUUGCCAUACUUAAUUCAGUCUUCCAAUCAAGUCACGAAGACAGAGAUUGUUCAUUGUUUUGUUUGUGUUAACGAUUGUAUAAUAUUUUUGUUAUACGAUAGUUAUGUUUUGUGGUUAAGCUUUAUUGUAAGGUACCUUUUAAAUUAUAAUUUAAAAAUGAUGACUCUACUACUUUUGGUAUUAUUGUUAUAACUUUUGACUUUAUUUUACAAAACUGAAUGUAAAUAAGGCAUGUGUUUGUCUUCCUUUUUUAGUUUUUAUUUAAUAGGUUCAAUAAAUACUUUUUAAGAUUUUUUAUUAUGUUACGAUCAAAAGGAAAAAUUAUGUUUAUAAAUGCCCAGUGAUACUAAAAAUAAUCAAUGCAACAAAAAAAUUGAAGUUAUCAAGACACAAUUAAAUGCAUAUUGUGUCAAUGAAGAAACGUGUGUUUUUUAAAGUGGUUCUAUAACAUACUUUUGGGUAAAUCUUGUCCAAUAAUAUAUGGAACCUCAGCUAUUUAAUAGCUAAUUGGCGCCCGGUAAAAAAUUAUGCCCGAGUUCUUUUACCUCUGCAUGCAACUAAAAUAUGUAAAUUAUACAAAUACGUACUAAUUUAGUACGUUAGGUAUUGUCUACGUAAAAUAUGAAAAAGAGUGAUAGGGACAAAUAGCUAAUAUUACAUGCAUUUGAUCAACAAUGGACUUUACGAUAUUUUAAAACAUCUAACCCGAUGCUGAACAAAUCUAGUUAGUGUUUCUAACUAUGUACAUAGGAAAGCAUUUUGGGUGGUUCUCGAGAGCGUUUCGACCGCUGUGGCCACGUUGUUAUUACAAUUUUUCAAAUUGUAACAAAGAUUUAGACUUAGGAAUUAGUUUCACUAUGUGACUUUCAAUUAAUGAACUGUAACUGAGUACUGUGGUAAUGUAAAUUUUAUUAAUUUUGGAAAUGAUUCCUUCCUCAAGAUAAUUGACGGAUCGUAACGACAACGCGGCCGCAGCGGUCGAAACGCUCUGCGAACCACCCGUUGACGUUGUAAAAUCGCAGCCCGGUGGUAUGUCUUCCUUAUUUGUUUGAUACAGGGUUACUUGUGAAACAACAGCAACUUCGCAGGUCUAGAAGCUGACAUCAUAAACCUGUCAUCUGUCUACAUUGAGGUUUACUUUAACCUGCACAGAAAAAUGUAAAAUACGCCAUUAUAUCUAAACGGCGGCGCGUAGGUUAAAUUUAAAAUAUUUUGUAGUUAUGUUAAACAGCUGCUGUCAAUUGAAGUUCCAUUCAAAAACAUGCAGUAUUUUUUAUUUUUUUGUUACAUGCGAAACCAUUCGCGAAUAAUAAAUAAUAAACAAAACAUUUUCCAUUUUUUCAACAUAACAUACAUAUAUUUUUUUAAAAGUUUUGAUUGUCCUCGCCUCCAAGCCUCGCAUGAACACAAUAAAUAUGGGCGACAUUAAAAUAAAAAUAAAAUAUUUUAUAUAUUUUAUUACAGGUACUAUUAUUACUACGUAUUACGUAUACAUUUAUAUAAAAACAACAAAAUUUAUCGAAACUCCUUAAACUAACGUCGUUUGUGAUGUUAGCUAUGUAGUCCUGCAAGGCUAUUGGUGUUUUAAAAGUAACUCUGUAUAGUUUAAGUUAAAUUAUUAAAAGAAAGUGAAUAAAUGUU